Exophiala aquamarina CBS 119918 is the source of this 4083-nucleotide messenger RNA. RefSeq lists its product as uncharacterized. Gene Ontology annotation, molecular function: protein binding; catalytic activity. The transcript has a single exon. NCBI's taxonomy places the organism in Eukaryota, Fungi, Ascomycota, Eurotiomycetes, Chaetothyriales, Herpotrichiellaceae. The coding region runs from base 1 to 4083 and encodes 1360 amino acids. The record is from RefSeq and is a predicted model, not a curated record. Gene Ontology annotation, biological process: nucleoside metabolic process.
AUGGCCACAUUGAUCGAUGGCAGCUUUAACCCCCGAAAACGGCCGCGCCUCUCGCACGCUGACUACACUGUAGCCUGUGUAUGCCCGCUCGCCGUCGAACUCGCCCCGCUCCGUGCCAUGCUCGAUACUAUUCAUGAGGAUUUACCAGCCCAACGCAACCACAAUGCCUAUGUUCUUGGGGAAGUUGGAAAACAUAACGUGGUCCUAGUGGUCUUGUCUGGCAUCGGGAACAACCAUUCAGGGAUUGCUGCGACUCAAGUCUUAAACGACUUUCCCUCCAUACGCUUCGUCCUUCUGGUGGGCAUCGGAGGAGGAGUCCCGAGCGCCGGCUUCCAAAGGAUGGAUAGCGUACGACUGGGUGAUGUUGUGGUCAGCCAGCCCACAGAUACAUCGGGUGGUGUCAUCCAAUUUGACCGAGGAAAGCUUCACGACGGCGAUUUCUUCGAACGAACCGGAUGUCUGAAUAAGCCUCCCGCUUUUUUGACUGCUACUGUCGAAAAGCUAAAGGCGAAGCAUUGGCAAGAAGGAAAUCAGAUCCGAGAGCUCAUUGCGGAUAUGCUGUCUCGUAAUCAACAUAUGAACAUGGCUUACACCUUCCCUGGCUCAGAACAAGAUCAGCUUUUUGAGUCGGGGUACUACCACACAGGGGGUGAACACUGCCAGCAAUGCGAUGUUACAAGAGUAAGACAUCGCGAAGAACGCGUGAACUCUUUAUUGAAUGUCCAUUACGGCGCGAUUGGCUCCUCCAACUCUGUAAUCAAGAGUGCCAUGGAACGAGACAGUUUGAGAAAGUCAUACAACAUUCUCUGUGUCGAAAUGGAGGCCGCCGGGCUCAUGGAUGCCUUUGAUUCCUGCCUCGUCAUCCGGGGUAUAUGUGACUAUGCUGACUCACAUAAGAAUGCACAGUGGCAGCCAUUCGCCGCUGCAGCGGCUGCAGCAUAUGCAAAGGAAUUUCUGCUGACCAUUCCGGCCCAACAGCAGAGUGACGCACAUAUGCCCACCAUGCUCUCUGAACACAAUCGCGAUCUUUCUCAUGCCUUCCAAAGGGAUGAUAACACUUUCCAACAGCAACCAGAUAGUUUUUCCGUUGACGGGGCUACGUAUAAAAGGCUUCUCGAUUCCCUAACCUUCCAACGUAUGAACUCGCGUCUUCUAAAUAUCAGUCGCGCUCUAUCUCAGACAUGCCAGUGGAUUUUUGAAGAUGAGACGUUCAAGACAUGGAUCGCUCGCCAUAAAAGUAACGAUCACCACGGAUUUCUCUGGAUCAAAUCGAAGGCUGGAUCCGGGAAGUCAACAAUCAUGGCGGAGAUCCUGAACACCCUCAAACGAACACACUCGAAAAAUGUCAUUCUCUCCUACUUCUUCAACGCACAAGCUCCAGGCUACCUAGAAAAGUCAAGCAUCGGGAUGUACCGCUCUCUAGUACAUCAACUUCUUCGGACCUGUCAAUCUACUCAUCAGCACUUCGUAGAACUUUUUUCUACCAAAGUGCAGGGUGAUAACGUUGAUGAAUGGUCGGCAGUGGAGCUGCAAGGAUUCCUGACGCAUAUCAUCGAGAAAGUUGGAGGUCAGCCGAUAGACAUCUUGAUUGAUGCACUCGACGAAGGAGACGAUAGCGACGUACGCCAAAUGGUUGCCUUCUUAGAAGACCUGAGCACGAGGGCAGUCAACCAUAGCACCUUGCUGAGGGUAUGCCUCUCUAGUCGACAUUACCCGCACAUCAGUAUCCGCCAAGGACUUUACAUUGCCCUUGAACAUCAAGACGGACAUAGAGAAGAUAUCGAGCUGUUUGUUCAGCAUACACUUCGUAGUGACGGAGAAGGCAAGAUGGACCGGCUAAGAGAAAAGGUCUGCCAAAAAGCGUCGUCUGUAUUUUUGUGGGUUGUGCUGGUUGUGCCGAUGCUGAACCAACUAUAUGAUCGUAGUCAGUUCAUGGAGAUGGAGAAACGCCUUGAUGAGAUUCCGGAUACGUUGGAUGGGCUCUUUGCUCAGAUCCUGGCAAGGAAUUCCGAAGACAUCGGAAUUUCUAUCCUGUUGCUGCAGUGGGUACUUUUCGCAAGACGUCCUCUAAGUCCCAUUGAGCUUUACUCUGCAACUCAGUUGGGGUCAGCGUCCGCAUCCCUGGCAGAAACGGACGUUUUGCAUGGUGAUUCAUUGAAUCGAUACCUCCUCAAUUGCUCCCGUGGGCUUACCGAAAUCACAAAAGCCAACCCUCCUGUGGUGCAAUUCAUUCAUGAGUCGGUACGAGACUUCCUCAUCAAGAAAAAUGGCCUGGCAAAACGCGAUCCGACUCUUUCCGAGAAUUUCGAAGGUGUCAGUAACGAGCAUCUAAGCAAAGCAUGCUUACGCUAUUUUGACCAAUGUCUCCCACCACAUCAAGGUUACGAGAGGCGAGGAGUUCCGUUUUGGAAAGGACGCAUACCAUCAUUUCAAAAAACCUUUCCAUUCGCAAAAUACGCAGUCACUUAUAUGUUUUCUCACGCAAACAUUGCUGAAGCCAUGGGCAUUAGCCAUCUCCAACUCGUGAGACGAUUCCAAAAUAAUAACACUGGAAAUCUCCUUACAUGGGUUCAGUAUUGGAACAUCUUUGAACAAUUCCAAAUACGAAGAUAUACUGCGGAUGUCCAUCUGCUCUACAUCCUGUCUGAGAACAACUUACUUCAUCUAAGCAAAUUGUUACUCAAAGACAGGGUUGAUGUGAAUGUUGUCGGGCAGCGCUAUGGGAAUGCAUUACAAGCAGCUUGCGCUGCAGGUCAUGUUGAGAUGGUCAAGCUCCUUCUUGAAAACGGCGCAGACGUUGAUGUUGUGAGUGGAGAGCACAAACACGCCCUGUUUGCAGCGAUACAUAAAAAGCAAGAUUCGGUCGCAAAGUUACUAGGACGCAUUGGUGUCUCACCGCCAAUCAAACUACUUGUGGAACGGCUUCGCACUGCUGUCCGCCAGAGUAACUGGCCUACAGUUGAGGUUCUCCUCGCCACCGGGACUUCAGUGAACCUAAAAGACAUGAAAAUAGAUGGAGAGCCUCUUCUUUAUAGAGCAGUAGAGGAAGGUGAAACGAGUGUCGCUGAAUUACUUAUUCAAAGAGGGGCCGACGUGAAUUCCUACGGUGGUAAAUAUGGCUUUGCUCUACAAGCCGCAGCAGUUCGGGGCGAUCAUCAGCUGUCACGAAUAUUAAUCGAGAAUGGAGCGAACGUUAAUAAUGGUGGAGGCUACUAUAGUAACGCUCUAUACGCCGCAAAUGUUCAGCACGCUUAUCAGCCGUCACAAAGGCUAAUUAAGAAUGAGGUGGACGUCAAUGCCUCUGAAGGUGGCUGGGGCAACGCUCUACAAGCUGCAGUAGCUCGGGGCGAUUAUCAGCUAUCGCGAUUCUUACUUGAGAACGGAGCGAACAUCAACGCUUGUCGAGGCUACUAUGGCACCGCUCUACAAGCUGCAGUAGCUAUAGGCGAGCAUCAACUAUCACGAUUCCUACUCGAGAACGGAGCGAACAUCAACGCCUCUGGAGGCUACUAUGGCACCGCUCUACAUGCUGCAGUGGCUCUGGGCGAUCAUCAACUAUCACGAUUCCUACUCGAGAACGGAGCGAACAUUGACGCUUCUGGGACCUACUAUGGCACUGCUCUACAAGCCGCAGUGGUUCAGGGCGAUCAUCAACUAUCACAAAUACUAAUCGAGAACGGGGCGAACAUCAACGCCUCUGGAGCCUACUGUGGCACCGCUUUACAAGCCGCAGUGGUUCAGGGCGAUUAUCAGCUGUCACGAAUAUUAAUCGAGAACGGAGCGAACGUUAAUAGCUUUAAAGAGCAAUAUCUGAAUGCCCUACAGUCAGCGAUACAAAGUAGGCAAGAGAAGAGGGCAAUGCUAUUAAUUGAGAGCGGAGCGACGUAUCUUAAUGCUCUACGGUCAGCGUUAAAAAGUAGGCAGGACGAGAAUAAAUUGCGACUAAUUGCAGGGGGAGCGGACGUUGACGUCGACGUCGAUGUGGACUUCUUUGCCACUACUCUGGACGCAUUUGAAGCACUGGGCUUUGAUCAUAUAAAUCGAGAAUGCAACAAACAUCAACGCGAUUACAUCACAUCUUGA